Messenger RNA from Tigriopus californicus, 3052 nucleotides. RefSeq names its product meckelin-like. Gene Ontology annotation, cellular component: MKS complex; ciliary transition zone. Bases 24 to 2960 code for a protein of 978 amino acids. The transcript is spliced from 13 exons. Gene Ontology annotation, biological process: cilium assembly. NCBI's taxonomy places the organism in Eukaryota, Metazoa, Arthropoda, Copepoda, Harpacticoida, Harpacticidae. The record is from RefSeq and is a predicted model, not a curated record.
AGUCUCCAACCAAAAAAGUCAAGAUGUGGUGGUUGAUUCACAUCACGUUGUGUCAGCUAUGUCUUUUGAGCUACAGUUUAGGUUUUGAGUGGCCUUCAUUAAAUUACGCUCAACCGGAAUCUUGUCGUCCCGAUCAAGGCUUUGAUACAAUCAACUUUUUUUGCUACAAUUGUCCGGGAAAUUCAACUGCUUUUACGAAUGGUGAUUACGGUUGCCAAUGCAAUUCGGGAUUCAAAACCAUUGCCGACACGGGAUUCUAUGGAGGAUUCGGGAUCAGAAAUUUGGACCCCGGAUUGAUUUGCGAGGCUUGCCCUCCAGGACAAGUUCUUACUCGAGAUGGUCGGGAAUGUAUCAAAUGUCCGAAUGACAUCAUUGAUAAUCAAUGCUCUUGUGCCCUCGGAGAAAUUGCCCUUGAACGAGAUGUCGACGGAGUCCUCAUGAAAGCGAUCCAAUGCAUGCCUUGUCGAGGGCUUUCACAGCCAUCGCCUGAUCGUUCCCAAUGCAUGCCUUGUCAACCGAUACCUCUUCUCCCCGGAAAUGAAGCCUCGUGUAAUUGUUCAUUAGUUGGUGGGAUUUGUCUUCCGGAGAACUUGGGAAUUGCAGAGCGGUACUCGCCAAGCAGCAAAGACGAGAUCGUCAAUUUUGCCGAUGAAGAGUUCCAUUCUGCUUUCUUCAAGGAACACGUCAAAGUUGCAGCUUAUAUGUGCUACAAACACAAAAACACAUCAGCGUGCCAUCUAUUGGCAAACCUGUGUACGAUGGCUCUCCACGAUGUGAGCCAUCCGUCUUGCGAUCUGAUCUACACGUUGAGUAUGAGAGAUCGCCUAACUCAAAUCCCGCAUUUGUUCUUUUCUGACCGCAUGACCACAAGCGUGCCCACAGAGGAGGAUAUCACUAAUGUGUACAACUUCCAAGGCCCUGGAUCGCGUUUCAAUAUCACGGCAGCUCAGUAUGAUCUAAGAGGCCAUUUACUCUCCGUAGACAGUGCUCAAGGCAUGCUCUUUCAAAUGUGUAAUGGAUCGUUUCAAGAGUUUGAUGCGGCUUUUUCGUUUGGCACCAACUACUUGAAGAAGUGUAAAAUACCCGCACACAAACUCUUCAACCGUGGAGAGCCCACCUUCUUUGAUCUGUAUAUUCCAUAUGUCACUAAGAUGGCCGAUAAUGAGGAAGAAAAACUGUUUGCCUUACCAAUGCUACUUCUUAACACGAGGCGAAAUCAGGAAGAGGAGGAAAAAAGUCGAUGGCAAUUCACAACUAGAUUUUUCUUGGUAGACACGAUCUCUGGAAUCCCUGUGUCAAAUGAAGAGAUUCAAAAUAGCAAACCCAAGCAUGUUCGUUACUUGAGCAAAAUGAAGAUCAAGAUUCGAAUGUUGAACACACGAGAAGAUCCUAAGAAAGCCGGGCGGAUCUACCCUCCAAUAGUUGUUAUCGAAUACGGCGAUAUCUCUCGAGAUGCUUUGGAAGAAAGCCAGGAGGGCUUAGAUUUCAGUUUCGAGGUCAAUUACGAAAUGGACAUGAAAGAGUCAAAGAAAGACAUCGAGAUUUCCGCCGGCGUCAUGAGUGUGUUCGCAGUUCUAUGGUCUGGGGUUCAAACCUGGUCGUGGUCAAGACGCUCCGGAAAAGUGACCAUUGAUCCACUAACCGUUGUGAAGCUUGUCCUUUUCACUUGCGGAAAUCUGGCCCAUAUAUUUCUCAUAAUAGUGUUCUUCUCCAGUCUGGUUUGGGCGGCAUUCUUCAAAUUUCAGGAUCACCUCCAUGUGAUGCUACCAAGUUCUGAUCAGGAAAUGCUCAUAAAGUACUACAUUAUUGCCAUCUUUUGUUUAAAGACUGUCGAUGUCAUUCAUUUGAUCGUCUCUCAAAUCACAGUAGAUAUAUUCCUAUUGGAUUGGGAACGACCUAAGGCCGUGUCUUCAUCUGGAACUCAUGGCGAACUCACCAAAGAAGAAGCUGUCUCCGUGUGGAGAACAUACCUUGUGGCGAAUGAAUGGAAUGAGCUCCAAGUUCGUCGAAAAACGAACGUAGGGCUGCAAAUCAUCAUCCUCAUACUUCUCUUUCAAGUAAUAGGCUUAGAACAUUACGCAACAGCGGAUCCGAAAAUGUCCCUGUCGUUCAAAGACGGCGAAUACCACAGCCAAUACAGCUUUGUAUGCCGUUUUGCCCUAGCAGUGGUCAUUUACAUGGGAGUAGCUCUUAUCCAAGCCCUUUUUUGGACCUUGAUUUACGCUGGAGUCGUGGAAAACAAAAUGGAACAAUUUGCGGAUGUAUGCUCGCUCUCAAAUAUUUCCGUGUUCAUCUUGGCUGCGAAUAACUUCGGCUAUUACAUCCACGGAAAGUCAGCCCAUGGAUCUGCGGAUACCGACAUGGCGACUCUGAUCGAGCAGCUCCAACGGGAGGCCGAUGACCGAUGUCCUCAUCGUGGACUGCAGGCUCAAACGGAUGAUCAAAGCUUCACCAUGACUUUGCCAACAAAGUUGAAGUCGUACUACGACAAAAUAGUCACCCCUGCUACUGAUUUGGCUGGCAUCAAGGGCGGGCCUAGAAUCUCCAAACUCUCUGGGAACGCAAUUCAACAUAUGGUGGAAGCUUAUUCAACAAUGAACAAGUUCCUCACUCGAUUCCUCGAGCACGCACUCAAAGAUUUAGAUUACGAGAUCAAAGACAAGUUUGUUUUGGAGAAAAUUCUUGAUGUCGAGUUUCAAGACGUGAACAUCACGGAAAAGGCCAUUUUCUAUGCAGAUAGUGGCCAUUCAUUCGACGCAGUGCUGUUCUAUGGAAAUGAAUUUUCCCUUUUGACGUUUGAUAUGAUGGUAUUCAUCUUUGUCGAUCUUUUCGCGGAAGACUUCGUUCUAGCUGGAGUUGUAACCUUCUUCGCAGCCGAGUGUCUGAACUUCGUACGCCAUCACUUGGGAAAACAGAAUCUGGCCAGGAAGACUUUGAUUGACAAAAGAUUCUUAAUAUAAGACCAAUGCGAUUGCUACUCUAAGUAUUGAUAACCAUUUGUAAAUAAUUGUGUGCCAAAAGACUACCAAAAUAAAUCGAGUUCUUACCUUCA